AAAUUAUGUAAAAUAUAUUUUUAACGGCUGUGGUAAAUUAAUCAAAUUAAAUAAUUUUAAACAUAAACAAAAACUUUAAAUUAUAACGUCUGUAUUUUAAAAGUAAACUCAUUUAUGCUACUUGGUUUGUAUGAAUAAGUGACAUAAUAAAAAAAACUACAACUCCCUAGGGAGUUAUAGCUUUUUUUACAAUCCACAACUCCCCGGGAACAAUAUAGGCCUUUGUCCUUUAGUCCACCUGCAUGAAAUAAGGUCUUUUACGAGCAAGUGUGAUGAAAGUACAAUAGCCAAUACUACUACAAUAUAACAGAAGAGAUGUAUAAUGUUUAUAGUUAAUAAUUAUAUUAAAUUAUAAUAUUCAAUUAAAUGUUGAGACGUAAAAGGUCCCAAUGUCAGAGUAUUAAUACCACCAUCCGACUAAUCCGGGGUUAACCGGUUAAACCGUUAACCGAGUGUCAAAUUGUACAGGUAACCGGGGUAACUCCAGGUUUAACCGGUUAACCUCGGGUUAAUGGGAUGGCGCAAGUGGCCCUAAUAAGAGUGGGAGGUUUAAAGUCUCUCCAAGUGUCAAAUUGAAAUUUAUAUUAAGUUUUUAAACAAUUUAAACAAUUAUCCCGUUACCGAAGAACUUAAAAUUAACGCCAAUGCAUAUGUAGGUACUGAUAUACGCAACGUCUUGAUAUCGGGGUCAAGUUCAUGUUUAGACAUUUUAUGUCUACGAUAAGACACAAUAAUACAUACAAAUAGGUAAAUGCUCAGUGUAGGUUUACGAAUUUGUAACAUUUACAACCUUUACAAUUGAACCCUGUAUUAUUAACAAAUAAAACACUUUUCAUUUUCAUUAUUUGUUUUUAAGUUGUUGUUUAACCGCUCGUGCUAAUAUUGAUAGGUACCCAAGCAAGCUAAAGAUUUCGAAACCACGAGUGUAGCGUUGCGAGAGUAUCAAGGAUUUUAUUUUUUAAUUUAUUUAUUAGAGAUUAUUCACAAUUACAGAAUAUUUGAUCAAAAAGUAUCGUUAAACCACAAUGGUUUGUCUCGAUACUCCAUUCCGCAAUGUUCAAGGCUUCGAUAGUAAUCUUUGAAUUUAAUACUUUUAUGCUUUUUAUUAGGGUUCCGUAGCCAAAUGGCAAAAAACGGAACCCUUAUAGAUUCGUCAUGUCCGUCUGUCUGUCCGAUUAUUAAAACACUACGUAGGUGCAGAUGUAAACUUACAUUUUUUUUGGAAUCACGACUAUUUCUCAAUACGAGUUGAAAUACUAGUACUUAUGCAAAAAGUUAGUUUCCCCUCUUGGUUAAGUCAGGUUGCAGUUGCUUUCGAGAAUAACUUGGUACCUAAGUGCUAUUUAUAAAUUGUAACUUUACAAUUUAGAACAUUAUCGAAUUGAAUUUAGAACUCCGCUUUCGCUUCGAUGAACUGAAUGUUAUUGCGUAUCAGAAAUAACAAACACUUAAAGUGUUCAGCAUGGGGCUUCCCUGGACUAACAUUAACCCAUGAACCGACAUUGUAUUUUUUCAGGACUACCAAUGUAAGCACCUAAUGAAUCAUGAGAAACAAAGAAAAGAAUGACGAAUUUGAGUGGCGCGGUGUGCGUGAUGGCGUUGUUAUCCCUGGCGGCGAGCGAAUUGACCACAGAAAUGUGUCCUUCUGCCACAAGAAGGCCGACAACGUGCAUCCUCCAAAGUGGCACGAAGAUCGAGCUCUCCUGGAGUGCUCUAGAAUACAUAACGUUGGAGUGCUUAGGCAACGGCACCUUCACCUGCGCCGAAUUACCGAAAGUCAAUAUACCCUCACCAAUGAGGGUAAUGAUCGUUAACUGCGUGCUGCCGGCCAAUGAAUCACUAAGUUGUACGUUUCAAGCCCUCGGCGCACCUGGCGCCACUUUGCUCACAAUACGUGGAGCUCAUUCUUUCCUCAAACCAAAACAUGUCCAAAACCUACAUCUUUCCACGCUCAAUUUAAAGGGUUCAACGCUCGAUGAUCCAUAUACACCGCUAAUAGAGCUACCCACAGCCGCUCUAGCAGCUCUACCCUUGUUAAAAAAUCUCGUAGUGACUGAAUCCCGCUUAAACCUGUCGUCUGAUUCUCUGGCAGGUGUUUCUCAAUUGAAGUACCUAGAACUAUCCGCGAGCGAUAUCAAAGGGCUUAACGAAAGUGUUUUUCGGGGGUUGAAGUCGCUACUCACUCUGUCUUUGUGGGGUAAUGAUCUGCGUGAGUUGCAAAAUGGUACUUUAGAUGGACUACACUCGCUGCAGAGCCUUGAGCUGUCCGACCCUUUGCGAUCGUUAGGUGAAGGUGUUUUAGCAACAGCGAAAACCUUGCGCGUGCUAAAGCUCACGAACAUAGAGCUGGGUGAGCUAAGCCAGUCGGCGUUGCGUGACCUAAAUGAACUUGAAGAACUGAUAAUUUGGAAUGGACGGACACCGCUGAAGGUUGGUUCGCGAGCCCUAUCCUUGCCGAAGCUGCGUGUGGUGCGUAUAGAGCAUUGCAGUUUGGAGACGCUGUCUGGAGACGCGCUGGCUGGCGCACAAGCGCUGCAAACACUAUUUUUGUCACAUAAUGCGUUAGAAACGCUUCCAUCAGAACUUUUAAGCGACUUGACGGACUUGCGCGCACUGAAUCUUAGUUACAACGCCUUACGAUCGCUGGAGCCAGCCUUGUUUCAAAGCUUAGUACACCUGGAGGAGCUCAAGCUCGACCACAACCAUCUGGAAGUAUUCUCAGGUGCCCUGUUCCAGCCAUUAACCGCCUUACGUGUCCUAUCGGCCCGCAAUAACCACUUGAGUGCUCUGUGGUCCACCGAGUUCCAGGGCUUGGGCGAACUGCAGGAGCUUGACUUGGCUCACAAUCAACUCACAUUGUCAGGAACCCCAGGGGUAUCGAUUUCGCCUUUUCAUGCGAUGAAAAAACUGCGUCUGUUGGACCUUGGGUACAACAACAUUACACAAGUAUUUUAUGAUUGGCGCAAUAGUUUACUACAACUACAGCUGCUUGAUUUGAGAUAUAACUGGAUUGAGUUCCUUGAGGAUACUGACACAAAUUUCUUGAGUAACGUAACAGUCGACUUCAGAUACAAUCAAAUAUCAUUGAUCAAGAUCGAAGAAGAAAAUCAGUAUGCUCGCGUCGACCCCGAGGAUACCAGAAAAGGCACUUUGCUACUUGACGAAAAUCCUUUCCACUGCGACUGUAGUAUGUAUCGACUGUUGCGACUCAUGGAUAGCUCGAGCUACGCGUACAUACACCCGGCCAUGAAGCUUGAUGCUGCCGUCUGUGCCACUCCACCUGCGCUUGCUGAUACUAAACUGCGCGCAGCUCCUCUGGAUAAACUCACAUGCGAAUUGCCCACAUCAAAAUGCCCCAUUAACUGCAAUUGCACUUCACGUCCUGCGCGAAACACGGUCGAACUGGAAUGCAUCGAACCACCCGACACCGCACCGGCGCCGGAACCAGCAAAGGACUUUAAUCACAUAGCCCUAAGGCUUCGACGUGCACCGCUAACUCUCGACCUGUCAGUAGUAGUACACGAGCUCCAACUGGCCGGUCUAGGCCUGACGAAGCUUCCAUCGGGAUCUACUCCGAUCCAACUGGAGCUGCUUGACCUCACAGAUAAUCUGCUGAGUGAGGUGCCCCUGGCAUCAGGCGGCUACAAGCUGCGCCUAGCCGGUAACCCGCUCGCAUGUGAUUGUGCACACUAUGAUGCCGUAAAUGUGCUAUUGCUGUCAACGAACCGCAUCCAAGACUGGAAUAACGUAACGUGUGCGGGCGGUCGUUUCUUGAAACACAUUAAAGAUGCAGAUGCAUUAUGUGCGGAAGUUCGCGCAGCGUGGGCAGCUAGCAUAGGUGGAGCAUUGGCGUUGUUAGGGCUGGUCGCUAUCGUCGUGACAAUCCUAUGGCUGCGCCACCAAAACGAGAUCAAGGUGUAUCUUUUCGCACACGGUUGGUGCGGCUGUCUCACGCGAUCUGGUAAAGAAGCUCCCGCUAAGUACGACGUGUUUUUGUCAUUUUCGCAUGAGGACGAAGAGGUGGUGGUGCAGAAGUUGGUGCCGGAGCUUGAGCAGCGGGGUUACCGGCUGUGCGUGCACUAUCGUGACUGGGCGCCGGGGGAGGCAAUCGCGGAGCACUUGUCGCGCUCGGUGCGGGAGGCGCGGCGCACGCUGGUGGUCGUGUCGCCGGGCUUCCUGCGCUCCGAGUGGGCGCGCGCGGAGUUCCGCGAGGCGCACGCGCGGGCGCUCCGCGAGGGCCGCUCCAGUGUGAUAGUAGUACUCCUGGGAGAGCUACCUGCACCCGAGCCUGGUCAAGACGACGACUUGCGCGCCUACCUCCGCACAAACACAUACGUGGCGUGGGGCGACGCGUGGUUCUGGCCGAAGCUGCAGUACGCGCUGCCGCACCACCCACUCGGGCUUCAAGAGGAUAUUCCCCUUGUGCCCCUAUCAUCCAGGCUUUCAGCAGAUAAGCUGAGGCUUUGACCGAAGGUUUUGAACGAUAAGUUAGCCUUUAAGCUAGCCAGGUGUCCCAAAACAUUACCAUUUUAAUAUUUCCUAUAUUUUCGAUUGACUGUCGAAGAAAGUAUUAUAUCUACCUCGUAAUUAAGUUUAAAGCAUACUUUUACCUGAAGGACCAAUCUACCACACCAUAUCGCUUACCAUCUUAUAAUACUCGCGAAUGCUAGGAAGCUGAUUAUUAGACAGAUAAUAAUAAUUAGGUGGUGGUGGUAUCCUGCUAAAAUGCCGGGCUGCCAAAAUAUAUACUUAUACCUAGUCACCGCAGAAACCAAGGUCGAGGUUAUUGAGGACCAGCUAGUCAAUAUGUUAACUAAUUAUAAAUCCAAUUAAUUAAGGAUUUGAUUUCUGUGUCAAUUCGUUCCUUAAUUGUUAUAGUACCUACCAGGGAUCUCAUAUUGUUGUAACUGUGGCAAAAUACAAUUAAGUAAAUAAUAAUAUUUAUUUAUGUGAUGUAUCAAGCAUUUACGGAAUAGCUAUAAGUGUGCCCAUUACAAUAUUAUAUAUAGUGUAGUAAAGUGAAGAAUUUUUAAGAUUUCAUCAAUCGUAGGAUAUAUAAAUAAUGUUC
Messenger RNA from Cydia pomonella (codling moth), 5068 nucleotides. RefSeq names its product protein toll-like. NCBI's taxonomy places the organism in Eukaryota, Metazoa, Arthropoda, Insecta, Lepidoptera, Tortricidae. The coding region runs from base 1564 to 4467 and encodes 967 amino acids. Gene Ontology annotation, molecular function: protein binding; transmembrane signaling receptor activity. Gene Ontology annotation, biological process: toll-like receptor signaling pathway; immune response. The record is from RefSeq and is a predicted model, not a curated record. Gene Ontology annotation, cellular component: membrane. The transcript is spliced from 4 exons.